UGCCACAAGUGUCAAAAAGGGUCAGCUGGCAGUUGUUGAUCGGUAUGUCACAAAAUUUCAAAAUAAACUCGUGAUAAUAUAAAAACAUUAUUUUGAAUACUUUUCGAUAAACCAGGAUUACAAUCAAAUGAAGAGAUUGAAGGUUUUGAAGAAUGUGAAGUAUCUAACUUUAAAACGAUUAAUAUUGUAAAUAAUUCACAAGUAGUUAAAGUUAUUCAAGACUUAUUUGUGUGGUUGUACAGUAAUAAACAUGAACGAUCCUUUGAAAGAAUUCACAAAAAAUCUUAAUAAUUUACUAACUGGGCGCGACGAAGACGAACAGGGAACGUUGAUUAAAAAACAUUCUAGUAACCUGCACGCAUUCGGCGAAUUUAGUUUCCCUAAUACUGUUAAACCAUGGCACGAAUAUAUGCAUGAAGAAGCAGAUUGUAAUUUUCUCACAUAUAUUAGGAAAGGUCCUGACGAUAUCAUCAACGCAUCAAAAGAAUGGAAGUUAUCCGUCAAAAACGUAAAGUUCUUUAAUGAUCGUGUCCAUCUGUUUCUGGAUCGCCGCACUGCUAUACAAGUGGGCUUGGAAUGUUGUGCAGCAAACAAUAACUGGAUUAUACAGAAAUUAAAUGAUAAACAAGAUGUUGCGUACAUAGAUCCGUUGUGCGAUGGGGCCAGCAUAACCGCAUUGCGUGUAAAAUGUUUAGUACAUGCAAUUAAUGGACUUGUUGCCAUCAACUCAAAGGAUUUGCCCAAAGCUACAAGAGUAGUUGUCACUUCCAAAUCAUUGAGCAACUGUGAUGAACAGCAAAUUGUAUUGUGUGGUCCUGUGCUAAAUGCAAAAACUAACCUCAAGGAGAAUAAUUUAAGUGGGGAAGAUUUUAUCAAAUUACGUCAAAAUGAGCUGAUGCUGAUCGCCCAGCACAAAUAUGGCUUGAGAGCAGGCACGGAGGACAAGUGGCGCGAGUUUAUAGCUCACCUUGGGCACUCGGCUGUCACAUUUGAGUUGUUGCAGACUCGGCCCAGCUCUGCUGUCAAAAUAAACUUUGAUGUGUCCACUGGAUGUAGCAAAGGUGCCGCAUUUAUUCUGUACAACUGUGCCAGAUUGGAGACUGUCAUACGAACAUUCAAUGAGAGAGUUGUUGACGGCACAUAUCCACCACUACCCCAUAUCACUAAUACUGAUUUCUCUUUAUUAACUCAAGAGGAGGAGUGGGCGCUGGUGCUGGGGUAUGCGGCGGGCGCGGCGGGCGCGCUGGCGGGCUGCGGGGCGCAGCCGCACCGCUUGUGCGCCUUCCUCAGCGCCCUGGCGCGCAUUCUCAGCCAGUACUACAGGAAAACUAGGAUAUUGACGGCGAGUUGUUAUCUUAAGUCCUCCCUAUGGCAAAAAUGCUGUCACUGAAAACCCACCUCAGUUCACCUCUACAUAUACAUACAAGAGUCUUCUCUUCUUGUAUAGUUAUACAUUCACUACAAUGGGGAUGUUUCCUAAUGUUACAAAUCCAAAUAAAG
Molecule: messenger RNA, 1500 nt
Organism: Papilio polytes (common Mormon)
Lineage: Eukaryota; Metazoa; Arthropoda; Insecta; Lepidoptera; Papilionidae
Exons: 4
Coding region: 251-1390 (379 amino acids)
Biological process (GO): tRNA C3-cytosine methylation; arginyl-tRNA aminoacylation
Molecular function (GO): tRNA binding; ATP binding; arginine-tRNA ligase activity
Source: RefSeq, a predicted model, not a curated record